Molecule: messenger RNA, 3657 nt
Organism: Mauremys mutica (yellowpond turtle)
Lineage: Eukaryota; Metazoa; Chordata; Testudines; Geoemydidae
Gene: TEPSIN
Product: TEPSIN adaptor related protein complex 4 accessory protein
Exons: 13
Coding region: 429-2201 (590 amino acids)
Cellular component (GO): trans-Golgi network membrane
Source: RefSeq, a predicted model, not a curated record
UGGGCGGCCCCCGGCUCGGGCUGUCCCAGGGUGCCCCGGAGGGGGGACGUGUGGGGUCGCUGUGAGGAGCCUGGGUCGUUACAGGCCUUUGGCCUCCAGGCCGGGGGCGGUUAAACGCCUGCUCCCCAGGCCUGGUGUCGCCUGGGCCCGGCCGAUGUUCCACACGGACAAAUUCAGGAUCCCGCCCGAUAUGGGAGGACUAAGGGGCUGAGUGUCCUCCUGGGCUUUCCCUGUGUGGCCAGGCGCUGAGUGUGGGAAAUCGCUAUGAUCCAGGGCCCCCGUGACCCCACCUGGGGGUGCUGGGACAAGAGGGGACCUGUCCAGACUUUGCCCAUCCGAGAGGUUGUGCUGGCAACUUGCCUGGACCUACAGUAACGAGCCGCUAGUGGAGCAGAAGGCAGCUGCUUUCACCCAGGCUGCCCACUCUGAUGAAAGGCACCUCGGAUGACGACGUCCCAUGCCCUGGGUACCUGUUUGAGGAAAUUGCAAAGAUCUCCCACGACUCCCCAGGGAGCAGCCAGUGCCUCCUGGAGCACCUCCUGAACCGACUGCAGAAUAACUCCUGUCACGUCAAGCUGAAGGUGCUGAAGAUUCUGCUGUACAUGUGCACACACGGCUCUUCGCAGUUCCUUCAGCAGCUGAAAAGGAAUUCCACCUUCAUCCAGGAAGCAGCAGUGUUCGCAGGGCCGCCAGAUCCCCUGCACGGCAACAGCUUGUACCAGAAGGUCCGAGCAGCAGCACAGGACUUGGCCAGUGCUUUAUUUUCGGAUACCUUGUCGCGCCCACCCUCUGCUCAGCCCUCCAGGCCACUUCCCCCAACAGGAAUGGGCUGCAAGCCCGGCCCCUGCAGCUCCUUGCAAGGCUUUGGCUUCACGAGCGAGAGAAGCGGCUCCCCUUCCGCCGGCGAGGCCCUGCUCACCACCAUACAGAAAGCAGCCGAGGCGGUCGCCAGCGCUGUGCUGCCCAGCCCAGAGUUCCCCCCUCCCUGCCCCAGGGAGCUGCAGGAUGAUGCCUACCAGCCCGUGACGGCGCCUUCUCCUGGCAAAAGCUGUGUGGUGCCUCAGAAGCCCCCUGCUGCUGCAGCCCACAGCAUGCGAGUGAGUCACCAACCUGGGCAGGCAGGAGGUGGCUGGGAAGAGACGGACAGUGGGCACAGCUCCCAGAACUCCUCACAGGAGAACGGGGAGCUGAGCAGGACCUCCGACUCCUACAGCAAAUCAGGCAGCGACAGCCCCUCUGGGGCCAGCAGGGAGCUGGGGACCGGAACUGAGAGGGUGGAGGGCGACUGCCUGCAGGAGCUGAGCCUGGUGAGCGCGCUGACCAGGGGCUCCAAGGUCUUCCUGACGCGGGAGGAGGCCCAGCACUUCAUCAAAGAGUGCGGGCUGCUGAACUGCGAGGUGGUGCUGGAGCUGCUGAGCCGGACGCUGCAAGACCCCAGCCAGCUCGUCUGCAUGAGGUCUAUGUGUGCCAUAUCCUCCCUGCUGUGCUCCGACCUGCUGGCCCACGAGCAGAUCUCUGUGAUUACCCGGCCACACCUGCAGCAGCUCAGCCAAAGAAGCCCCGGUCCCAUGGCCAACAAAGCAACAAAGCUCCUGAGGCAGUUUGAGGCUUUGUGCAGGAGCUGCCCGUCUCCCAAGAGAUCACAGCCAGACACGGAUCCCUCUGCUCCUGCCGGGGGCUCCCCCCAACACACGCGUGACUUGCUGAUGGACCUCAUGCCUCUGGCAGGAGAUACCGUUCUCAAGCCCGUGAGCUUAGCCCCUUCCCUCUGGGAGACACGUAAAGCCCUAGCAUUCGCUGCGCAUCCCGUGGCCGCGCCCGCCCCUGCGGGAGAGCAGGGCACAGAAGCGGAGACCUGCGAGCAGUUUGGGGAUGUUGCACCAGGCUGUCGGCGCCAGCAGGAGGUGGAGUGCAGACUAACGGGGCCUGAGGCCCAGCUGGAUGCUGCCCGGAUGGAUUCCGAGCGUGCACAGACGCUGAAUGGCAGCCAGGGGGCAGCUGUACCCCCUCAGAGCCUCUCCCUGUUCGCGGGCAUGGAGCUGGUGGCCCUUCCAGGCACAGCAGUAGCCAACUCUGGUGGGGAGGGAUGUGCCUCUCGUGUUCCACGGACACUGCCCUGCACUGGGACUGCCAGCGCCAAGGCUCACGGGGACUCCAAGGGCAGCAGGGAACCUUCUGCAUUCUCCUUCCUCAACAUGUAGCAGCUGGGGCUGCAGGACACUGAGGAACUGGGGUCUCGCUCGCUGCGUGUCGCGCUCAGGCCAUCACUACAGGGGCACCAGCUGCUCACUCCAAAGCGAGGCCUCCCCGUUCCUUGUGGGUGCUGCCAAGUCCACGUCCUGCAGACAGGGGCUGGCAGUGCUGGUGCUGCUGGGGAGUAUCUCGCUGGGGCACAACGAGGAAAUGGAGUCUCCAGUCACUCCCUUCAGUUUGAUCCCUGGAGGUGCCCUUGAAAAAUCCAUGAGCAACCCUACAAUAACAAUCCAGCAUGAUCCCACACGGGGGGGGGAGAGGGGGAAUGUGCCAUGACAGCCAGUUCCAGGCUGCCAAAGCGGGGGGGGGGGGCGCAUGGGAAUGAGAAUCCCCUUGACUAUACCCCCACGUUAAGGUUAUGCUACAGGUAUAAGGCUAAUCAAAUGUGCUUGGCUGCUCUGGCCAUCAGUGUCAGUCUGUAACACUGCUCAGGCGAGGGCCUGGGGCACGCUGGGGAGGGAGGGGCAGUGAGUCCAUAUGGACUCAACCUCUCGUGCUGUGCCUCAGCCUGUGUGAAUGAAUAUACUAGUAACUGGCUCAAUCACUUAACGUGUAUGGAGGGUGGCUAAUCGUACCUUGGAAGGUCCAGGGACGCCGGCUGCCUUUCCCCAGCACAGCACCCGCUCAGUCCCAUUGCUGUUGGGGUAGAGGCAUUGAGCAGGGCAGUCUGGAAGCCAGGUUUCAGAAGAUCUUUUCAAGGAAGGUGACACGUUAGGUGGUUUGGUUUUCCUACGGAGAAUCCGAUAUUGUAGCUACUUGUUAUUUGAAGGUGCGUUACACACACCCACCCCUUGGAGCGCUUUAGCAGGGCUGGCAAUGGAAGGGACUAAACACGUAUGUAGAAGCAUGAAUCCCUGUGUGGGGCAGCAGCCCCUUUCACACCUGCAGACUAAUCUCUUGCCCAAUCCUACUGGGCACAGAGAAGCCAACUUACAGGGCCAGGCUGCCUUGGGCAGCAGAUUGGCGUUUAUUCAGUGUUUACACGUCACACGCGAGUCCAUCUGGCUGCGAGAGCUAGUUAUGUACAAGUCUGUGUGUUGUCCUUGGGCUUAUGACAUCCAGAGCAGCCCACCUGUCCCCGUGGGGCAAAUUUGCAACAGGCAAGUUAAAGAUCCCUGGGGGAAAUCCCUUUCUAGCAGUGUCUGAUCUGCCCCACGGGGCAGAAGCUUGGGUGGGCUCCUGCUGUGUACAAAUCACACCCUGCAGCCAGGGCCUUGCUCACAGACUCCUGCCAACGGUCUUAGCUCCCGCAACCUGUCUGCUCUUAGGGCUGGGAGGAGGGAAGGGUCCAUUGUCCAGAAAGCUUCCUGGGAGGACGUUCCAUGUUUACAGAGCAUGUGUGUGUGUGGGGGGGGGGGUGCUAAUAUGACUUUAAUAAACACUAAGUUGUGUAUAUUUAAAGUU